CGCGAGGAGAACCACAGACCGACGGGGCGGCGAGCACGCGGCUCGUACUCUGCUCCUAACGCCUCGUCCAGACACCCGUCACCUUCCCGCCACACCCCCCCUCCCCCAGCAGAGAUCCCAACCCCUUCCCCCACAGGGAACCAGGUAGGAGGGCAGGGACAAGGUGGCUCGCCAGCCGCCCCGGGCUGCUUCCACGCCUAUUCCGCUCCGUUCUCGCGGCCGGCCCGGCGGGGGCGCCCUCGGUGGUGCAGCUGCGCCCGGGAGCGAGACGCGGCGCAGCCGGCACGCGGGCAGCGCGCGGGCUGGGAGUGGGGAGGAAGGAGUUAAAGAUCAGGCUUGGCUCUCUGGUCACGGAGCCUGGGAGGGGAAGCGGCGGGAGGGAGGGUUCGCAGCUUGGCUUGGGUCCUCGCCGGUCCCCCCCGGGUGGCCGGAGACGUGGGCCGGCCGGACGCCCCUCUGGCGCACUCCCUCGGGCGGGCGCUCACGCACGCCCACGAGCGCUCCCCUUCCUCCCGCGCACGCCUCUUUCGCUCUCUCGCUCUCUCGCUCUCCCGCUCGCUCUUGGGUCCUGUUGGCCCAGCCGGCUUGCUCCUGGCGCCCACCUGCUCCGCGGCCCCCUCCCUGUUCCCCUCCGCCGCGCGCUCAGUCCCCGGGACAGUUCGGCCGUGACCGUCGCAUCUGCAGGGGGCAGCGUGCCCCAGUCCAGUUCCUUCCCUCACGGGCGCGCCUGAUGCCCGGAACGCGCCGCUGACCCGGAGAGAACCGAAGAGGCCAUGGUGGGAGCGCUCGCCCGCGGCGGUGCCCGCUGAGGCCAUGCCCGGCCCGCAGCACUCCACCGGCGCUCGCCAGUGCCUGCUCCUGUUCCUGCUGCUGCUGCUCCGGGGCAGCCACGCGCGAAACCUGACCGUGGCCGUGGUGCUGCCGCUGGCCAACACCUCGUACCCGUGGUCUUGGGCGCGCGUGGGGCCGGCCGUGGAGCUGGCCCUGGCCCGCGUGCAGGCGCGGCGGGACGCGCUGCCCGGCUGGACGGUGCGCACGGUGUUGGGCAGCAGUGAGAACGCGCUGGGCGCCUGCUCCGACACCGCCGCGCCGCUGGCCGCUGUGGACCUCAAGUGGGAGCACAAGCCCGCCGUGUUCCUCGGCCCGGGCUGCGUGUACGCCGCCGCCCCGGUAGGGCGCUUCACCGCGCACUGGCGGGUGCCGCUGCUGACGGCCGGCGCCCCGGCGCUGGGCUUCGGCUCCAAGGACGAGUACGCGCUGACCACCCGCUCCGGGCCAAGCCACGCCAAACUGGGCGACUUCGUGGCGGCGCUGCACCGACGGCUGGGCUGGGAGAGCCGGGCGCUCGUACUCUACGCCUAUCGCCCGGGCGAUGACCAGCCCUGCUUCUUUGUGGUGGAGGGGCUGUACGUGCGGGUCCGCGACCGCCUCAACAUCACAGUAGACCACAUGGAGUUCGCCGAGGGCGACCGCGACCACUACACGCUGCUGCUGCGGACAGUGCGGAGCAAAGGCCGAGUCAUCUACAUCUGCAGCUCGCCAGACGCCUUCCGAACUCUGAUGCUGCUGGCCCUGGACGCCGGCCUGAGCGGGGAAGACUAUGUUUUCUUCCACCUGGAUAUCUUUGGGCAGAGCCUGCAAGGUGCCGGGGCCCCUGCUGCCCGCAGGCCCUGGGAGAGAGGGGAUGGGCGGGACGUCAGUGCCCAGCAGGCCUUUCAGGCUGCCAAGAUCAUUACGUAUAAAGAGCCAGAUAAUCCUGAGUAUUUGGAAUUCCUGACGCAGCUGAAACACUUGGCCCUGGAGCAGUUCAACUUCACCGUGGAGGAUGGCCUGGUGAACAUCAUUCCAGCGUCCUUCCACGAUGGGCUCCUUCUCUACCUCCAGGCAGUGGCUGAGACUCUGGCACAGGGGGGAACUGUCACCGAUGGGGAGGACAUCACGCAGCGGAUGUGGAACCGAAGCUUCCAAGGUGUGAUGGGAUACCUGAAAAUGGACAGCAAUGGAGAUCGGGACACUGAUUUCUCCCUUUGGGACAUGGACCCUGAGACUGGGGCCUUCCAGGUUGCUCUGAACUACAACGGAACUUCCCAAGAGCUGCUGGCCGUGUCAGGGCGCAAACUGUACUGGCCCCUGGGGUACCCUCCUCCCGACAUCCCCAAAUGCGGCUUUGACAACGAGGACCCAGCCUGCAACCAAGACCACUUUUCCACCCUGGAGGUGCUGGCUGUGGUGGGCAGUAUCUCCCUGCUCAGCAUUCUCAUCGUCUCCUUUUUCAUAUACAGGAAAAUGCAGCUGGAGAAGGAGCUGGCCUCCGAGCUGUGGCGGGUGCGCUGGGAGGACCUGCAGCCGAGCAGCCUGGAGCGGCACCUCCGGAGCACAGGCAGCAGACUGACCCUGAGCGGGAGAGGCUCCAACUACGGAUCCUUGCUAACCACAGAGGGCCAGUUCCAAAUCUUUGCCAAGACAGCCUAUUAUAAGGGCAACCUCGUGGCCGUGAAACGUGUGAACCGGAAACGCAUUGAGCUGACACGCAAAGUCCUGUUUGAACUGAAGCAUAUGCGGGAUGUGCAGAACGAACACCUGACCAGGUUUGUGGGUGCCUGCACCGAUCCCCCCAACAUCUGUAUCCUCACAGAGUACUGUCCUCGUGGGAGCCUGCAGGACAUCCUCGAGAACGAGAGCAUCACCCUGGACUGGAUGUUCCGCUACUCGCUCACCAAUGACAUUGUCAAGGGGAUGCUGUUCCUUCACAACGGGGCCAUCUGCUCCCAUGGGAACCUCAAGUCAUCCAACUGUGUGGUAGACGGGCGCUUUGUGCUCAAGAUCACCGACUACGGGCUGGAGAGCUUCAGGGACCCAGAGCCGGAGCAAGGACACACCAUCUACGCCAAAAAGCUGUGGACAGCGCCCGAGCUGCUGCGAAUGGCGUCACCCCCCGCCCGCGGCUCCCAGGCCGGUGACAUCUACAGCUUCGGGAUCAUCCUUCAAGAGAUUGCCCUGCGGAGUGGGGUCUUCCACGUGGAGGGUCUGGACCUCAGCCCCAAAGAGAUCAUCGAGCGUGUGACCCGGGGUGAGCAGCCCCCAUUCCGGCCCUCCCUGGCCCUGCAGAGCCACAUGGAGGAGCUGGGGCAGCUCAUGCAGCGGUGCUGGGCCGAGGACCCCCAGGAGCGGCCACCCUUCCAGCAGAUCCGCCUGACACUACGCAAGUUUAACAGGGAGAACAGCAGCAACAUCCUGGACAACCUGCUCUCGCGCAUGGAACAGUACGCCAACAACCUGGAGGAGCUGGUGGAGGAGCGCACCCAGGCCUACCUGGAGGAGAAGCGCAAGGCCGAGGCGCUGCUCUACCAGAUUCUGCCGCACUCCGUGGCUGAGCAGUUGAAGCGCGGGGAGACAGUCCAGGCUGAGGCCUUUGACAGCGUCACCAUCUACUUUAGUGACAUUGUGGGGUUCACAGCCCUGUCGGCGGAGAGCACGCCCAUGCAGGUGGUGACCCUGCUCAAUGACCUGUACACUUGCUUUGAUGCUGUCAUUGACAACUUCGAUGUGUACAAGGUGGAGACCAUCGGAGAUGCCUACAUGGUGGUGUCAGGGCUCCCAGUGCGGAAUGGGCGGCUCCACGCCCGCGAGGUGGCCCGCAUGGCGCUGGCGCUGCUGGACGCCGUGCGCUCCUUCCGCAUCCGCCACCGGCCUCAGGAGCAGCUGCGCUUGCGCAUUGGCAUCCACACAGGACCUGUGUGUGCCGGCGUGGUAGGGCUGAAGAUGCCCCGCUACUGUCUCUUUGGGGACACGGUCAACACGGCCUCAAGAAUGGAGUCUAACGGGGAAGCCCUGAAGAUCCACUUGUCUUCCGAGACCAAGGCUGUCCUCGAGGAGUUUGAGGGUUUCGAGCUGGAGCUUCGAGGGGAUGUAGAAAUGAAGGGCAAAGGCAAGGUUCGGACCUACUGGCUCCUAGGGGAGCGGGGGAGCAGCACCCGAGGCUGACCUCCUGCCCUCCUGCCCUCCUGCCCUCCUGUCCUCCACACCUCCCUGCCCCGUGCCGGGGUGACAGAGGCGCCAAGCCUCAGCCUCACCCCCAGCAGCUCCACCAUUGCCCAGGGAUCGGAGAAGUGGUCUGAACAGCUCAGGUGUGCUGACUCCGGCGGACACAUCAGAUACGACCUCAGAGAGGACUCUCAGAGAGGACUGGUGCGGGAGAGCUGGGAGCUCACAGUCGCACUCCUGGCACCCAUGUGGACACAUGCACUUCCUCCUCACCCUCCUCGGCCCAGGCUAGGCUAUGGAUUCCUGGCCCUCCUCCCCUCCCCGUGUCACCUCCCCCAGCCUGGGAGGGGAAAGGACCACCCUGGGGGGAGGAAAUGAAAAGAGACCCUUCUAGGUGAAUCAAGGGGUGGGGAAUCCAUUUCUGAUCUAGCCCACACGAACCCCAAAUACCCACUGCUCCCUUCCCUGUCCCCCGCACCCCACAAUGGACACUGCAGAACGGGAGAAGGGGGCUGUGGGUCUGUGGGCCCUGCUUCUGCUGUGAGCAGAGACCAUGAAGGCCUUGGCUCCCAUGAGAGUGUCUUCUUGGAGAGAAUUACCAGGUCGUCCGCCCUCCACCUCGAGCUGGGAGUGCAGGCUCUGGAGCUUUGAGGAGACCUUGUAACAGCCUAGGAAGUGCCCAGACGGGCUGGACGGUUUCAGCAUAAGGACCCAGUCAUCCAGGGCCUCAAAGAGAGGGUUGUGUAUGUGAGCUCUAGCUACCAACGUUAGCUGUGUUAAAAUUCAAUCCUUAUUAUUUAUUAACUCAUUAAGAUAAUAAUAAACCCAUUACACAGUAAUAA
Oryctolagus cuniculus (rabbit) is the source of this 4826-nucleotide messenger RNA. RefSeq names its product natriuretic peptide receptor 1 (gene NPR1). NCBI's taxonomy places the organism in Eukaryota, Metazoa, Chordata, Mammalia, Lagomorpha, Leporidae. Gene Ontology annotation, biological process: cGMP biosynthetic process; intracellular signal transduction; receptor guanylyl cyclase signaling pathway. Gene Ontology annotation, cellular component: plasma membrane. Gene Ontology annotation, molecular function: adenylate cyclase activity; protein kinase activity; guanylate cyclase activity. The record is from RefSeq and is a predicted model, not a curated record.